GUCAGUGCAAUUUGCGGCUGAGAAAGUCAAAUUCUUUGGCAGAAGAGUGCAAAGUUUGAGGCAAACGCGAAGAAAUGGUUGAUAUCAAAGACAAGUUUAAGGAGGUCUUCUCUGUGCUCAAAUCAGAGCUUCUUAAUGACCCUGCUUUUGAAUUCACUGAUGAUUCUCGCCAAUGGGUUGAUCGUGUGGUGGAGUACAAUGUUCCUGGAGGAAAGCUGAACCGAGGGUUGUCUGUCAUUGACAGCUACAAGUUUUUGAAAGAUGGAAAAGAGCUGAGUGAUGAGGAGUUUUUUCUUGCAUGUGCCCUUGGUUGGUGCAUUGAAUGGUUCCAAGCAUAUUUUCUUGUUCUUGAUGAUAUUACGGAUAAUUCUCAGCUGCGCAGAGGUCAACCAUGCUGGUUCAGGCUUCCAAAUGUUGGAUUGAUUGCUGUCAACGAUGGGUUAAUUCUGCGUAACCACAUCUUCAGAAUUCUCAUGAAGCACUUUAAAGGAAAGCCUUAUUACAUGGAUUUGCUAGAAUUGUUCAAUGAGGUUGAAUUUCAAACAGCCUCGGGCCAAAUGAUAGACUUAAUCACCACAAUUCCUGGGAAGAAAGAUCUAUCAAAUUACACAUUGUCAAUUCACCGCAGGAUUGUUCAAUAUAAGACGGCUUAUUACUCAUUUCACCUUCCAGUUGCUUGUGCAUUGCUUAUGGCAGGAGAGAAUCUUGACAAUCAUACUGAUGUGAAGGAUAUCCUUAUUGAAAUUGGGACCGUUUUUCAAGUACAGGAUGAUUAUCUAGAUUGUUUUGGUGAUCCUAAUGUCAUUGGCAAGGAUGGAACUGAUAUUCAAGACUUCAAGUGCUCUUGGUUGGUUGUAAAAGCUCUGGAACGUGCAAAUGAGGACCAAAAGAAACUGUUAUCCGAGAAUUACGGACAAGCAGAUAAAGCAUGUAUUGACAAAGUGAAAGAGCUCUAUAAUGUCCUGGAUCUUCAGAGUGUAUUUACGGAGUACGAGAACCAGUGUCAUGAGAAUAUAAUGAAAUCAAUCGAGGCUCAUCCAAGCAAAGCAAUACAAGCUGUGUUGAAGUCAUUCUGGAAGAAGAUAUACCAGAGGAAGAAGUAGAAACUUCAGCAGAGAGCAAAAGAAGGACAAACAUAGUAGACUAUGUGGUUCUGAUCUACUUAGUGUUUCAGAUUAUCUGAAUGUAGGGGGAAUAAAAUGUCUAAGUAUCUAAUUUACCUGGUAUCCUGAUGUCUCUUACAUGGAGUAGCUAGCAAAUCUCUAGGGAUUGGUAGCAAAACUGAGGGCUUGAGGAAAGCUACAUGCCUGCCAUUUGCUUGUUGCAGGAAACUAUAUUUGAGUAAAACUUUGUGUUGGAAUUAUGUUAUGAAAAUUUCUUGUUCUAAAUGAUUUUAUGCUCA
Messenger RNA from Theobroma cacao (cacao), 1402 nucleotides. RefSeq names its product farnesyl pyrophosphate synthase-like. Gene Ontology annotation, biological process: trans, trans-farnesyl diphosphate biosynthetic process. Gene Ontology annotation, molecular function: dimethylallyltranstransferase activity; (2E,6E)-farnesyl diphosphate synthase activity. NCBI's taxonomy places the organism in Eukaryota, Viridiplantae, Streptophyta, Magnoliopsida, Malvales, Malvaceae. The record is from RefSeq and is a predicted model, not a curated record. Gene Ontology annotation, cellular component: cytoplasm.